Molecule: messenger RNA, 1034 nt
Organism: Archocentrus centrarchus (flier cichlid)
Lineage: Eukaryota; Metazoa; Chordata; Actinopteri; Cichliformes; Cichlidae
Product: autophagy-related protein 16-1
Exons: 7
Coding region: 1-750 (249 amino acids)
Source: RefSeq, a predicted model, not a curated record
AUGGGAAGCUGGAAGGAUCACGUGCGCUCAGGGCUGCAGCAGAGAGACCGCAGAGAAAAACUCCCAUUUGUUGGCGUUUUCACAAGCUUGUCGCAGCUGGAGGAGCGCUUUGAACUUCGGGAACAGAUUUUGGCGGAUGUUCAGUCUCAGAGUUCAGAAAGCGAUGAAGUUGAGGGAAACGCCAGACUGCUUCGACUCAAGCUGAGAGAGAGCGAACACCUGGUAGUUAAGUUGUCUCAAACUGUCUCCGACCUUACCACGGUCCUGUAUCUGAAAGAAGCUGAACUACAAUACUGGCAAUCACGUGUAUCCCAGUUCCGUCAAGAGGCACUUACUCUGGCUAAAGGGAGUAACACCCUGAAGGCAACCCUUUCAGAAUUUGAGUUCACCGUAGAGUGUCAAUCCAAAGAAUUAGCAACCCUGCGUGUAGAUCACCAAGGCCUUAAGGAAGCUCUUGCAGAUGCCCUGACUGAGAAAGAACGGCUAUUGCAGCGAUGGAUGGAGGAGAAAAUGGAGGAGGCAGACAGGUUGAAUAAAUACAACAUCACACAGGAAAGGUGGCAACAUUUGACCAAACAUCUGAGGAAGCACCUCCAGAAAGAUGUGGAGAAAAAAUGUGUUCACACACUGCUGAACUCUUCAAGUGAUGCAGCGCAGUCUACAUCAGCCAUUCGGAAGAUCAAUAUUACAACAGAUAUGCACAGUGGACUCCCAGACCUCAGUCAUAUCUCAGGUCCACCACAGAUGUAAUAUUCCCUUGGGAUCCCAGGGACAACUUUUUUCUUUUCUUUUUUUUCUCAUUGUCUGUAGGUGAAAUACUAAUUGUCCAUAUGUAAUCCCAGAAUGAUGACGUGUUUUUUUGUUUUUGUUUGUUUUUUUCCCCUUGCAGUGUUAGGACAACUUGUUUGUGUCUAUCUUUUAAUUUAUCUAGAAAUUAAUUUAAAGAUCCACUUUAUUGUGUAAAUUAUUUUUUGAUAUAGAUAUAUGCUAUUAGAGUGCCUAAUUGUACAUUAACUGCUUUCACCAGAGUCACC